UACAGGCAUGUCUCCAUUUCACUCCGCCUACGGGUACCAACCUCCCGCUUUUCCCUCCCUGGAAGCAGAGAUCUCCGUCCCAUCUGUGGCUGCCCACCUGCACCGUGCACGGCAAGCCUGGCAGAAUACCCGGUCUGCACUGUCACGCACCUCGGAGCGCAACCAGCGUCUUGCUAACCGCCAUCGCAGCACAGCACCAGAUUACAGGCCCGGUCAGAAAGUAUGGCUGUCUUCUCGUGACUUACCUCUCCAGGUGGUAUCCAAGAAACUGCAACCACGAUACAUUGGGCCGUACCCCAUUGAGCGAGUCAUCAAUCCCGCAGUUGUUCAACUAUGCCUUCCGGACUCUCUCAAAAUACAUCCCUCUUUCCACGUCUCUCUACUCAAACCUGUGUCCUCCAGUCCCUUGAGUCCUCCAGAGGUGCCUCCUCCACCUCCCAGACUUAUUGAUGGCCACCAAGCGUUCACAGUCAAGGCCAUUCUCGACGUGAGGAGAAGGGGCAGGGGUUUCCAGUACCUGGUCGACUGGGAGGGUUACAGCCCCGAGGACCGAUCCUGGGUCCCGCGUUCCCUUAUACUAGACCCUUCACUUUUAACUGCAUUUUAUGACCGUUUUCCGGAGAAGCCAGUCAAUUAGUCCCCAGCGAGACACACCUGCAACUAAUCUCCACCCAGGAGUAUAUAAGCUCGUCACCGACAGCUGGUCCCUGCCGAUUAUUGUCUCCUGCACCUUCCACGUGUAUACGCAUGAUUCAAGUCGUCCUGCCUGGUAUGUGUCUUUUCUUGUUAUCUAAAUUCCUCACCUCUUUUUAUUUGCCUUCUAGCCUUCCUGAGGUGAAGAGGAUCUUGUUGGACCUUUUUGUAGAGCUCAGUGCGCCCUGGCCUUUUCCCCCUGCCGACCACUGAAGGACCUGCUUUUGUUUAUAUAUAUAUUCAUGGUGUGCAUUUUUGCCCCAUCUCCUUUUGUUAUACUUUUUGGACUCGUAUUAAAUUGUUAAACAUAUUGUAAAUCAGCCUUGCCUCCAGUUUCUGCAUCCUGGGAUCAUCUCCU
Nerophis lumbriciformis (worm pipefish) is the source of this 1051-nucleotide messenger RNA. RefSeq lists its product as uncharacterized. The record is from RefSeq and is a predicted model, not a curated record. NCBI's taxonomy places the organism in Eukaryota, Metazoa, Chordata, Actinopteri, Syngnathiformes, Syngnathidae.